GGCUGUACUUUUAAGGGGAUGUGGAGUAGAGCGUUUAAAGGACUAACGCUGUCCAUUUACCAUGGGAUAGAGUCCUCCGUGGAGUGUAAAGGGUUAACAGCAGGCAGGUUUAAAUUAGACUCCUGUGAUGGUCAGAGAGUCAGCUGUGGAGCGUCACUCAGACGCAGACUGCUCAGUAUCUCACCGCUGAAGCUGCUGACUGUUUCUCUUCCCUCAGGAAUGGCUUCCCCCACUAGCCUCCUGUCUGAGGAGCAGUGCCACUGCUCCAUCUGCCUAGAUGUGUUCACCAACCCCGUCUCCCUUCCAUGUGGCCACAACUUCUGCAUGGCCUGCAUUGUGGGCUACUGGCAGACCAGUGCUCUCUACCAGUGCCCCAUGUGCAAGAAGACCUUCUACAAACAGCCAGACAUCAGCAUCAACACUGUUCUCAGGGAGAUAGCCGAGCAGUUCAAGGAGAUGCGAGCUGGAGCCAGCGGUCAUCACCAGCUCGAGUUGUCUGAGCAGGAGGGCUGGCUGGAGGAGGUGCCCUGUGAUGUCUGCACCGGGGAGAAGGUGAAGGCUGUCAAGUCCUGUCUGGUGUGCCUGACCUCCUACUGUGAUGAGCACAUGAGAACUCACAACGCCAGGUUCACCAAACACAAGCUGGUUGAGCCUGUGAAGAACUUGGAGGACAGAAUGUGCAAGAGACACGAAAGACUCCUGGAACUGUUCUGCAAAAGAGACCAGACUUGUGUGUGUGUGUUGUGUACUGAAACCGACCACCGGGCCCACUACACUGUGCCUGUGGAGAGAGAGUGGACCGAGAAACGGGCUCAGCUGAGGAAGACUGAGGCAGAAGUUCAGCAGAUGAUCCAGGAUAGACUGAAGAAAGUAGAAGAGAUCCAACAGUCGGUCAAGCUGAGCAAGAAUAGUGCCCAGAAGGAGACUGAGGACAGCGUCCAGGUCUUCACCAAUCUAAUACGAGCCAUUCAACAAACUCAAGCAGAGCUCAUUGCCGUGAUGGAGGAGAAACAAAGAGUGGCUGAGACAAGGGCUGAAGACCUCAUUAAGGAGUUGGAGCAGGAAAUUGCUGAGCUUCAGAGGAGAAAUGUUGAGCUGGUACAGCUCUCUAACACUGAGGACCAUAUUCACUUCCUGCAGAGUUUCCCAUCCUUGUGCACCCCUCCACACACCAAAGACUGGUCCGAUGUCACUGUCUACACCGACCUUCCUGUUGGGACAGUAAGAAGAGCUGUUGCACAGCUGGAGGAGAAGCUCAAUGAAGAAAUGGAGAAACUGACAGAUAUGGAACUAAAGAAAAUACAGAAGUACACAGUCGACGUGACCUACGACCCCAGAACUGCAAACCCCUGGCUGUUGUUGUCCGAAGACGGAAAGCAAGUGAAGCAUGCGGGAACAUGGCAGGACCUCCCAGAUGACCAGGAGCGCUUUGACACCGUGGUCAUCGUCCUGGGGAAAGAGGCCAUCUCUUCAGGACGCCACUACUGGGAGGUGCAGGUGGGCGAGAAGGACGACUGGUACCUGGGAGCGGCCAGGGCAUCUGUCAACAGGAAGGGGCGGAUCGCCGUCAGCAUAGCCAAUGGUUACUGGGCCCUGGCGAUGAAGAAAGGGCAGGAGUACAAGGUGUCAUCCACACCCCCCGUCAUGCUCACCUUGGACUCCAGGCCCAGGAAGGUGGGUGUGUACGUGGACUUUGAAGAAGGACAGGUCUCCUUCUAUAAUGUCAAAGCCAGAUCCCACAUCUACACAUUCAUGGACAGCUUCACCGAGAAGCUGUAUCCCUUCUUCUAUCUGUACUGCUGCGACAAAGCAUCUGACACCAUGGUCAUCUGCUCAGGAAGGGACAGAACGUUCAUCAAGCAGUGUUAACUCCUGGGCCUAAACACAUCAGUUUUGCCGGAUUGUUGUUUUGCACUAAAUCACAUACAUUAUUAUUAAUUAACAGCUUUAUUUGAUGUUCCGUACAUGUUCCAGUGUUGGCGAAAUGAGGGAUCUGUAAACAACAGAACAAAUCCAUCUUCUCGAUUUCACACAUACUUUACCACAUUCGCUGCGAAAACAGGUGAACGAAGGAUAAAAACAGAGUGAUAGAGUAUUUUACUAUAGAUAUUAAUAAAGUCUAUUUUUCUGCCUGUCUGCUGUUUACGUUCAUCAUAAUGGAAAAAGAUACCAACAAACUGCAACGAAAACCUCAAUCUGAAGAUAGGGGCACACACACUUACACACACUUUGUAUGUCAUUGUCAUACAGAUACUGUAUAUGACUCCUUCAAUAGAAAACACGUUUAAAAUUCACACACACAGGAACACACAUGGGCACACACACACGUGAGGUCACAUAAGGUGGACCAAGGAAGUCUUUUUAUAA
Molecule: messenger RNA, 2367 nt
Organism: Scleropages formosus (Asian bonytongue)
Lineage: Eukaryota; Metazoa; Chordata; Actinopteri; Osteoglossiformes; Osteoglossidae
Product: E3 ubiquitin-protein ligase TRIM39
Exons: 7
Coding region: 19-1869 (616 amino acids)
Molecular function (GO): protein binding; zinc ion binding
Source: RefSeq, a predicted model, not a curated record